Molecule: messenger RNA, 1189 nt
Organism: Elaeis guineensis (African oil palm)
Lineage: Eukaryota; Viridiplantae; Streptophyta; Magnoliopsida; Arecales; Arecaceae
Product: SIR4-interacting protein SIF2
Biological process (GO): regulation of transcription by RNA polymerase II
Cellular component (GO): histone deacetylase complex
Molecular function (GO): transcription corepressor activity; protein binding
Source: RefSeq, a predicted model, not a curated record
ACCGUCAACGCGCAGGGCAGUGUACGAGAAGGCAGAACCAGAGGGGAACUGGGGAAGCCAGCCGGGCUCGUGGAAAUCAAAAUAAAAAAGGCUCCACUCCGCUUCCUCUUCGGUUUCGUCACGUCUCUUCUCCCCUUUUUGUCCGCUGGGCGCUCGUCCCGGCCACCGUCGCUAGCGAUGGCCAGGAAUCCCACGGAGUCCAAUGAUGAGCUCAAUUACCUCGUCCUCCGAUACCUCCUGGAGUCCGGUUUCACAAAUGCAGCAUUUGCUUUUGGAUAUGAGUCAAGGAUUAAUAGAACUCCUGUCGAGGAAGAUCUAAUUCCAUCUGGUACUCUUGUUGCAAUUGUACAAAAGGGCCUUCUGUACAAAGAAUUGCAAGAAAAGUUGGGCAACGGUAAUUCCAACCUCAUGACAAAAGACAUCAAUGAAAUACAACAAAUGAUAAAAGAAAAGAAAGAAAAAAUUAAAAAGGAGCGAGAAAAGGAAAAUAAUAAUAAAUGUGAAAGCAAAAGAGAAAGACAAGAUACAGAUAGAGAACAGGAGAAGGAUAAGAAAAUGAAAAAGUCUAAUGAGGAGGAAAAGGAAAAGGAAAUGGAACAGCGGGAGCACCAAGAUAAAGAUAUUGCAAAAGAUCAUGAACAUAUGACAAAAGCUAAACUAAGUGAAGAUGGAGUUUCUGGAGUUCAUCCUUUGACCCAAAAAUCAAGUUAUGGGAUGCGGAACUAGGAAGGCUUCUGUUCAGUUUGAAUGCUCAUAGGCUACCUGUAUAUUCUGUUGAAUUAAGACCUAAUGGCAAGUAUUUGCCACGUGGCUCAGCAGAUCAAUGUGUACAUAUAUGUUCUCUGAAAGAAAGGGGAAGGCUGUGAAGACUUGCGGUGGGAAAGUGAAAAUUUUAGAAGUUUGCUGGAACCAAAAAGGUGAUGAGGUAGCAGCCUCCAACAGUACUGUAUAUGUUUUGGAUUUUAGAAUGUAGAUAUUCAUUAAAAUUCUCAAUCAACUGAGGCAGCAGGCCCAUUUCAUUGUACCCUUAGUGUUGGAGAGACAAAAAUGGAUUGUUCAUGCCCCAACACAGGAUGACAUUCCGAAAAAAAAAAAAAAAGCAUUGUUCUUCAGGUUGGUUGUUAUCAUGCCACUUCUAUUAAUGUAAACAAUGUUCAUACGAGCAUGACUAUACCUCAUCAUAGGUAAA